Messenger RNA from Pomacea canaliculata, 2724 nucleotides. RefSeq lists its product as uncharacterized. The transcript is spliced from 9 exons. Lineage: Eukaryota; Metazoa; Mollusca; Gastropoda; Architaenioglossa; Ampullariidae. Gene Ontology annotation, biological process: negative regulation of cell migration; negative regulation of G2/M transition of mitotic cell cycle. The record is from RefSeq and is a predicted model, not a curated record. The coding region runs from base 282 to 2132 and encodes 616 amino acids.
GAUCACGUGAUGACAACACGCUCACAACAUGGCGGUUGAAACAAGGUGGAAUCGCCAAUUCUUACAUGCGAAUUCCUAAGUGCUUUUGUCUUCAUCUGUUCACAUAAAUUGAAUCUGCUGGUGUUUCAAAAACUUUACACUUUAGCCCAGUAUCUUCUUUCUGCGGGAUUUCUCGUACCUCUGUUUAAUUCUUGAGCCUUGGAAGUCCAGUAUCAUCACCUACAUUUUGUGUAUGGUGUGUAAUUGUUCACAUCAUAAGAUCUGUGUAUUUGAUUGGCAACAUGCUCAACAAAGAGAGUUACAGUAUGUCUUCGCCAGAUCUACAGAGAAAGUGUCAGGAAUUGCUUGAGAAGCUAUGGAUAAAUCAGAAAACAAUUUUGCAGAACCUGAGAAGUGAUGGAUGCCCUGAAAAUCUUAACAAUAAUAACCUGCAGUCUGUUCAAACUGAUCCAAAGCCUGCAUAUGCCCGGAGGAAACUGAAGAGCAUAAUGAAACAGGCUACUGAGAACAGCAUGACCCAAAUGACGACUGUCAAAAUGCCUAUGUCUGAGCAGUGGCAGCUUGACGAGAUACAGGGAGGAGACUCAGGGUGUAAAGAGAGACAAGAGAAAAAAUCCAGGCUGGUACAAGGAGCGCUGGAUGUAUGCAGUGUCAGCACAAAGAAAACGAGGCAAGCUAAUGAGGCUCAAGCUCCUUGCUUUCAGCCUGAUGAAGCUGACAAUUUUCCAGGGAAGAGCACAGAAGACAUGGGAAGCUCCCACAUAAAAAGUCAACAGAGACCUUUUACUAAUAUUGCAUCAACAAUAAGACAAGCCGAGUGUCUUGAGGGCAAUAAUACCAAGGUGGGAAGUAAUUCUGAAAAAAGUACACUGGUGCCUACCCCUGGCACUAUACCAGCAACACCUACAACUAUAUGUCGUCGCCAUAUCAUUGAUAAGAAUAUUCAGGUAGACUCACAAUUGUAUGAUUCAGAAUGGCAGGAUACAGAGAAAAAACCUCGAGGACUUAACUUCAGCUACUCAAAUGAUGUAGAGAAGGAUGAAACCAUGGUCAAGGCUGUCUUGGAAAAGGAACAUACAGAAACACUGCACUCAGAAGACUCUAGUAAAUGGUACAGGAAACAUCUGGGCAGCGAUGGAAAUAAUCGCCAAAUGAACAAUUUUAUCAGAGAGACAACUGUAAAGCCCAAAUCUUUACUGAACUCAACACAACCUUACAGUAGCCUUAAUAAAAGACUUCAAGGAGCCAAUUUUUCGUCAAGUGCCUCUGGUGAUAGUUUAUUCCAUGGCCAAAGUCAUGAAAGACGGUUGUUAGGCUAUGACUGGAUUGCAGCAUUGAUUGAUAAUGACCAGGGACUUGUAGACCAGUCUGAAUCCUACUUUCAGGAGCUUCGAGAGUUUCGUCGAUGUAAUCGUGAUGAAUGUUGCAAUGAUUUUUACAUGGAGGGUCCAUUUACUUUGAAAGAGACAGAGUCACCAGAAGUGGGCAAAGUUUUGAACGAACACAAAGUGCUGCCUUAUUCCGUGAAUGAGCGUCUCUUCACAGUGUCAGCCAGUGAAAACCUAGAGGAACCUUUUUCUGAAGCGAAAUUACACACAGAAGAUGAGCCAACCCAAGAGCAUCCCAGAUUUGUCAGGGUGAGCAUACCACGCUCAACAUUGCAGUCUCCUUAUAAAGUACGUCCACAUCGACGGCGCAGUUUUGAUUCAAGUGACACUUGCUCUUUGCUAGAUCACUGUCUGCUGGGUUGGAGUGCAGUCAGACCAUCAACAUUGCCCACAGCCUCAAGUGUGGCCCUCACUGACUCAGCCCCUGGGGCUAAUAGCCAACACAGCUUGACGUUAGCAGAAGCAGAGCAAGCAGCAGCCUCAUUUCAUUGGCCUCUCUUACCAGACCCACAGCCUCAAGUCGAUCCUCUGCCUACUUGGCGCAAACAUUACAUGGAUACCACCCUGGGCUUUCCAAAUCCGCAUAUCUCCCUUUCCUCAUCUGUGGUUGAUGGAGCCAGCCUGCGGCGCAGGACAGAUGACCUUCUUAGCAGCACCUACUCCAUGAUGUAUGAAAUGCAGCAUGCUCGUGAGCAGAGGGAGCAGAACAGUGUGCAGGCUAUGGGCAUACCUUCCUCCUCCUGAGUGCAGACCAUUGGGAGCAAAGUCCAGAUGCACCUAGUAAUUUUUGGCCUUUGCUGCUUUAGGGAGCAACAACUCAGAUGGCCAUAUAGCUUCUUCAUAAGUUCACUAACUUAGCAUGCAGGGUAAUUUUAGAGGGAAAACCAUGUUCUUCCAGCCUGUGUAUGCCUUUUUGUAUACUGUGCAAAGAGUUGAUGUUUGAAGGUACAUAUGUACUUAGGGAUGAGGAGGAUAACGGUUUGUUUUUUUUAUUCAGCAAGAGUCACAUGGCAUGCAUGUUCAUUUUAUUCAUAUACAAUUUAUAUACACAGUGAGAACUAAAAACCUUGAAGGUUUUUAUAAAUCAGUUUGUAAAUUGAUUUAUUAGAUGACUUGUGAAAGAUCAUAAUUUUAUGCUUUUGGGAAAUGCUGCCUUCAGGUUUUUCUCCACAGUUUUGGUAGGAUUCAUUUUGAUGGUUCUGAUGGGGUUAGUAAAACCGAACUGUAUUAUGAUCUGUUUUUAAAUGUUUUUAAAUGUUUUUAAAGUGUAUUUUGUGCAUUUUAUGCUGACAAUUGCUUGAAACUGAUUUAUCCAAAUAAAAUCUUAUUAGUUUGG